Molecule: messenger RNA, 2187 nt
Organism: Plasmodium fragile
Lineage: Eukaryota; Apicomplexa; Aconoidasida; Haemosporida; Plasmodiidae
Exons: 1
Coding region: 1-2187 (728 amino acids)
Molecular function (GO): ATP hydrolysis activity; ATP binding
Source: RefSeq, a predicted model, not a curated record
AUGAUGGAAAAAAGAAAAAAAAAGCGAAAUGAUGAUAACGCCCGUAACGUUUAUAAACUUAAAGAGUUGCUCGCCAAUGAUGAGAACACAUCUGCUUGCGUCCAGUGUUGUGAAAGAAAUUCAUACGAAACUUGUAACAACAUUUUACAAUAUAUAAAAAAAGAUUUGAACACCCCCUUGUAUGUCCUUGACAUUGCCAGUAUUUAUAAUCAGGACAACAUUGCAAAGUUCGUUAAAGACGUAUUUGCAGAGUUUGUAAAAUAUAUUAAAAAAGAGAAAGUGCGCAAGUCGGUCCUAUUUCUUCCCUACUUUGAUGACUGGGUAGUGUCCAUAAGGGAGGACAGCAAAGAGAAUCACUAUGGCGAUGAUGAAGAUGGCGAUGCCCAUGGCGGCAACCAUGAACCAGACGAAUCAGCAAAUUUAUUCCAAAAGGAUGAUUGGGAAAAAAAAAGGAACGCACGAGUUGUCAAUAUGCAUAUAUAUAACUCCAUUUAUUAUUUAAAAAAUAAGUUGCUAAAAAAAUUAGGCAACAAAAAGAUUUGUGUUAAAUUAAUCGGUUUACACAAAACAAGGGGGGCUUUCGACUUAUAUAAUGACCUCUUUGAUUGCAAGAUAAUUAUUUCCCAUUUUGUCAGCACGCCCAUCCCAUACUACAUUCACAUGAAUGGAGCCAUCCACAGAAGACUGUCAAGGAAGAAAAAAAUUUCGAUCAAAGAUGUGUGCUCCGUUUUGUCUAGGAACGUGGAUUAUGUUGACAGUGCCUGCGAAAAAAAUGUAAAUCUGUUUAAAUGCUUUUUUGCAUAUUAUUACAAAUUUCAAAGAGUUGUUAUAAGAAGGUCCAGAAAAAGGAGACAAAGGACAAACUCGCAAAUGAUAAACGUAAAUGCUCAAAGAGAAAGUCAAAGUUGCGAAUCUUUAAGUACAAAUUUUAAAUGGGUAAAUUGCUUCACAAAUUUGAAUUAUUUUAAGUAUCUUAGAAAGUAUAAAUAUUUUUUAACAAGUAAAAAAAAAAAAAAAUUCACGAUUUUCCUUUUCACACAUAGUGACACAUACUUUUGGAAACAUAUUAGAGAACGAUUGUACUCGCCUUUUUUUAUAAAAGAAUAUAUGUGCACUCUUCUUAAAAGGCACACAAAGUUCAGUGCCACUUGUACCUGUCCAAAGGGUAGCGUUGAGGGUGCUGACAUGCCCGGGGUGGCUGACAGUGUAGACGCCACAACAGGAAACUUCACUCCUAUGAACAACAGUAAUAAAUACUAUGCUGUCCAUGAUAACCAAAAUUACUGCCACAAUGGAGACAACUGCCUGCAUGUGGAGCCCUACCCAGUCAAUUAUGCCAAACAAUGGGUAGACCAAACAUUAAUAUGCAGUAGGAUUAUUCGAAAGGGGACAUAUGAGAAUCAUUUGGCGCCUUUUAGGAGACGGUUCAUACUGAAAAAUAGGUACCAGCGUGAUGAUAAGUACUGUGUGUACAAUUCGCGGCCAAGAACUGCAUUAAAAUUUUAUUUUAGCAAAAUAAAUAUACCGAACAUUUGUUUGAUAUAUGGGGGCAGUGGAGUGGGGAAAAGCACCUUACUGCAAUUUUUAGUUCACAUCCUUAGCUCAAAUUAUAAGGACAUCUCGUUUAGCGAAAAAGAAAUGGCCCUUUCACUUCACAGCGCAGAUGAAAGGGAUGCAGGCGACGUGAGCAAGGACGGAAGAGCCAAUACGAGUAAGCAGAAUAUAUGUGAAAACAAAAGUACUGAUUGGGGAGGAAAAAGGUACAGACACGCGUCGUAUGCAUCUCUCAUGCGGAGGAUGAAUCUUCGAGAAAAAAAAAAAAUAUUUCUUCAAUUCCAAAAUGUGUGCAUAAUUCCAUUCGAAAAUCAUCUGUUGGUAAAUAAAACAAUCGGGGAAAAUAGCCGGUACAUAAAAAAAAUAUUCACCAUGGCCUUGAAAAAUCAGCCAGCCGUUAUCAUUUUUGAUAACAUAGAUCUAUUCCUAGAGAAAAACACCAAUUACAAACAUCCUGUGGAUGAUCAAAAUGAAGAUGUGUACAAAAACAUUUACAUUUUAUUAAUACAUUAUUUGCGUACUUACGUGAAUGGAUCGAACAGAAUAAAGUUUGUCGCAACGUGUAGUGUGCAUCCCCAGUUUUUUAAAUUUUCUUUCCUCAAUUUGGUACAUCGUAUACUGUUCAUUUCGUGA